This is a messenger RNA of Colletotrichum chrysophilum, 972 nucleotides long. RefSeq lists its product as uncharacterized. Gene Ontology annotation, molecular function: signaling receptor activity. The transcript has 2 exons. Lineage: Eukaryota; Fungi; Ascomycota; Sordariomycetes; Glomerellales; Glomerellaceae. The coding region runs from base 1 to 972 and encodes 323 amino acids. The record is from RefSeq and is a predicted model, not a curated record. Gene Ontology annotation, cellular component: membrane.
AUGACCGCAACCGCCGAGGGCUCCGGCCUCAAAAACCGCAAAGCCAACAACACAGACAGCAACACCAAUGAGUCCCUCCUCGAUACAGUAGAACACAAGGCCGCAGCCCUCGAACACAAAAUCGAACGCGCCCUCCUCAUCCUCUGGGACGACCUCCCCCACUGGCGCCGCGACAACGCCUUCAUCAUCUCCGGCUACCGCCCAGACUCAAACUCCUACCUCGGCUCCUUCAAAAGCCUGGGCUACCUCCACAACGAGUCCGUCAACAUCUGGUCCCACCUCCUCGGCGCCGUCGCCUUCCUCUUCGGCGGGGCGUUCCUGUACACCGUCAUCGCCCCCCGCUAUGAGUCCGCAUCGGCCGCCGACCUCUUCGUCUUCGCCUGCUUCUUCGCCGGCGCCGUGGCCUGCCUCGGCAUGUCCGCCACCUACCACGCCCUCUGCAACCACUCCCCCGAGGUCGCGAAAUGGGGCAACAAGCUGGAUUACUCGGGCAUCGUGUUCCUCAUCGUCGGCAGCUACGUGCCGGCUCUGUACUACGGCUUCUUCUGUCACACCAACUUGAUGAAGGUCUACCUCAGCACGAUUGUCCUUCUAGGCCUCGGCUGCGGCAUGGUCUCCUGGCUCGAGCACUUCCGCACGCCUCAGUACCGCACCUUCCGCGCCUGCAUGUUCGUCGCCCUCGGCACCUCAGGCGUCGUGCCCGUCAUACACGGCCUGACCGUGUACGGCCGGGCGGAGAUGGAGAACCGCAUGAGCCUGAGCUGGGUAGUCCUGCACGGCGCAAUGUACAUCUUUGGCGCGUUCUUGUACGCCGCGCGCUGGCCAGAGCGUAGUUAUCCCCGCACCUUUGACAUCUGGGGCAGCUCGCACCAGAUCUUCCACUUCUUCGUGGUCCUCGCAGCGGCGACGCAUUUGUACGGCAUGGCGAAGGCGUUUGACUACCACCACACCGUCAUGGGGUCUCAGUGUUAA